Baudoinia panamericana UAMH 10762 is the source of this 1398-nucleotide messenger RNA. RefSeq lists its product as uncharacterized. The transcript has 2 exons. NCBI's taxonomy places the organism in Eukaryota, Fungi, Ascomycota, Dothideomycetes, Mycosphaerellales, Teratosphaeriaceae. The coding region runs from base 1 to 1398 and encodes 465 amino acids. The record is from RefSeq and is a predicted model, not a curated record.
AUGCCCAAGAAGCGAGUCUUCAACUUCAAGCAAGUCGAAGGCCAGUCAUCCUCCGGUUCCGCCGCCGGUUCACGCCAAGAUGGCGGAGCGGGCAGUGAGUCAACUGCAACCGUCAACGAACGAUUGAGUGCGCUGCGCAAUGUCGAGACACCAGAAGGUCUACAAAAGAAGCGAGAGCUUGCUGCUUCUGUCAAUCAGCCAUCUGUACCACCAGAACUGAGAAGCAUUCUCGGCGUACCGGAAAGUGCGCCACCCAAGCCGAAGAUCGGUGCUCGACUACGCGAAAGGAUGAGGACUCCUGGACCUGCGGCGCCAAAAAGCUGGUUGGCCACCAGAAGUCCUUGGGAGCCUACCUUGUCCGUUCGAAGAGGUCAAGGAGCGAAAGGCAAAUUGAAUCCAGUGAAGGACGUCGAGCGGCAGCGGCCAAAGCAGUUCAUGCGAUUCGAUCGACUACUAUCCCUCAAUGGUCCCGCAAUCGAUGAACGACCACCAAGGUUGCUGCAUCUUGCCUUGCAACGGCUUGCUGAGCAAUGGGAGAUGUUCGAUAGCGAGGAUUAUGUCGCGCUUGCUGAACUGUCAUUACAACUACGUCUUCGAUUACUAUCAUACCUAGCGUACUUCGGUCCUCCUAUCGAUGUUAAUGCGCUUGAUGCGCUGACUCACGGAGAUGCGAUGAUCGAACGACUCGAUCUCGGGGGUCUGGCUGGACACGGUCCGCUAACAAUCAAGCGGAUCGCGAGACUGUUGGAACAUGACCGGAUCGCUGCAAUGACAGAUCAAAGUAACGAGGUUGCCGAGUCAUGGGAGGCUGAAGAUGGCUCAGCACCUGCCAUUGGAGCAACUAUCAGCUUGCCACGUGUUGCUGGCUUGACACAUCUCUGCCUCUCUCAUCCACCGCCAACGGCUUCAUGGCGGGAUUUGCUGUCAUUAGCAAAGCAUGCUCCACAGAUCACCCAUCUCUCACUUGCUUACUGGCCCCGACCAACAUUGACACCAAAUCUGACAGCAGCGACUAUCUCGACUAAACAUGCUCCAGAUAUCCAGGCUGGCGGCUCGCAUCACUACUCAAUGAUUGACAAAGACCUCAACGAACCUGCAGCCAUUCUGCGCCAACUAAGUGCAAGCCUAUUGAGGGUUCAGUGGCUGGACCUCGAAGGCUGUGCUGAAUGGGUACCGGCACUGGCUGUACUAUGUCGUGCUGAUCCUCUACUGGACGUUAGUGGCAGCAACAGCGCCGACUCCGAUGCAUGGUCCAGGACGCCUCCUGUGCUCACCAUCUUUUCGUCCACUUGGAGUAACUUGACGUAUAUCCGCUGCUUCCAGGGCUGGUUGCCCUCAUACAUCGGGCUCAGCAAGUACCAGCCAGGGCACUCGCACUGCAAUGCUCGCAGCGCUUGA